AUGUCCCUUGAACCGAGCGGGCCCAGGUCGACCUCGCCUGAGAGCGCCCUUCACGACUCCCAACACCCUCCGCGACAAUGGAGAAACCAACUCAGCGCCGGAGAUGACCUGCCGAACCAAGACAAAACCUACCGCAAAUAUGCUGCCGGCGUCGACCGAGCCCUGACCCUGUUCGAGACCGCGCUUCAGGAAUGGGCAGACUACAUCUCUUUCCUGAACAGACUCCUCAAAGCACUUCAAGCCCGGAGCCAGAACAUACACACCGUACCAGCCAAGACCACCGUCGCGAAACGCCUGUCGCAAUGCCUCAACCCAUCCCUGCCGUCAGGUGUGCACCAGAAAGCCCUUGAGGUCUACAAUUACGUCUUCACGGUAGUAGGGAAGGAUGGCUUGUCGCGAGACCUACCGCUGUAUUUGCCCGGGCUUGCGCCCACUCUGUCCUUCGCCUCCCUUUCCGUGCGGACUCCAUUCUUAGACCUCCUGGAACGCCAUUUCCUCGACUUGGACCCACGAGCCCUUCGCCCCGCCAUGAAGUCCAUCAUCUUAGCUCUGUUGCCAGGAUUAGAGGAGGAGACUGCAGAGGACUUCGAUCGAACGCUGAAACUAUUGGAGAGCUUCAAGAAAGCUAUACGGCCGGCAGGAUCCGAGGAGAUCACACCCAUACACUACGCCGGAGACGAUUUCUUCUGGCAAUGCUUCUUUUUGGCCGCCAUCACAGGACAAAGCCGACGGCCGGGAGCUUUGGCUUACCUUGUGCGAAGUCUCCCCAAGCUGGGCCAUACCCUAACAGCGGAGCCGCGCGACGCAGACAGUUCAAUACAAAAGGAGGAAAUCGAGCUAUCCUCAAAAGUAGCCCAAUUAGUCACCACACCGGAGCCCGGGCUGCUUCUGCGCUGUUUCGCAGCGGGUUUGGCUGACGAGCAACUACUCAUCCAGAGAGGCUUCCUAGAUCUGCUGGUGACCCACUUGCCUCUACACUCGAAGGUGCUCCAGGAUCGGGUCAAGCCAGGUGACUUGGAACUGCUUCUAAAGGCUGCCGCCGGAGUAGUGACAAGGCGAGAAAUGAGCCUGAAUAGGAGGCUUUGGACUUGGCUCCUUGGGCCAGAGCCCCAGGCCGGUGACACCGAGAGUGGACUGGAAUCCCCUAAUUCGCCAUCGGCACAUCACAACGGACUGCUAUCGACCAGGACAAGCUAUUUUGAGGAGUAUGGACUUGAGCCGCUCAUUAAGUCAUUGUUGGCUUUGAUCAAAGACGCUCCAGAGACCACUGCCGCCGAGAAAGCCCGUCCAUACCGCAUUUGUCUGUCACUGAUGGACAGAUGGGAGAUCGGUGGUCUUGUUGUGCCUGAGAUCUUCCUACCUAUCGUGGACAGCGUCAGAAACUUCAAGGCUCAGGCAUCCAGCCAGUCGGAGUUUUCUGAAGUCCUGCGUAGUGCUAGCACCUUCUUCGACGGUGUCGAAAGUGGCUUGAUAUAUGGCGAGAUACUAGGCCAAAUGGCCAAGGCAAUCGGGCCCGGGGCAUCUUCUACUGCUGAGCGGGCAGACAAGCUUGCGCUCGUCCAAUUCAUGAUCAAACACUUCAACAUCAAGGAAGAAGAAAUGGUCACAGUGCACGCACCUCUUACUUCCCUGGCGAUCUUUUGUAUGAUCGAAGAUGCACGAAGAAGAGAGGAUCGGGAGAGUCAAUCUGCAGAUAAGGAUGACCUGGUCACCACAGCGCUUGGGAUCGCGGCUGAUCUUCUGGACAUCGUGCCAGAGCGGGCGUUCCCGUCCAAGGCAGAAGGCACAUCUUCAGACUCGACAGCUCUGGGAAACUCGCAGAACUUGGACGUUUUGCUGAGAAUUAGAGACUUCUACAUCCACGAGCAGGGCAAUUUGGACGUUUCGAAGCCACCCUUGAGCCGCCGCGAUGUAGGAGAGCUCCUGCUGCAAAAGUCUUGCAGCCUGGGAUGCGAGAGUCUUAUGCGAAAAGAAUCAGUAGCAGAUCUCAGCGUUAAGUGCCGCAUACUGAUGGUGCUGAUCUCAAAGACGCCACAAGACUCUCCAGUCGACACCUCUCGCCUACUUGCAGCCCUCCACUCCUGCGCAUCGGAAGAGGGCUCUUUACGAUUUGUUACCUACUCUUCUAUCCUGUCCCUCUCCACUCAUUUGUUCUCAUCUGGACGAAUUUCCCAUAACGACCUUUCCGAACUGGUCAUACCUCUUGUUCAGCAUGCGUGGUCCUACUUGUCUGCGUCGAAACCACGGUACCAUGUUGAGACCGUGAGGAGUCUUUGGCAACUUCAGAGUGUGCUGACAACACAAAACCGGGAUAUUGAGGCAGCAAUUUGUGCUUUGAUGAUCCAGAGUGAUGUCAACGGACAUUUUACCGUUCGGCCUGCAGAACCUGGUCGAAGAUUUAGCAUCCUGUGGUCCCACAGCCUGCAGGACAACCCUCCCACCUCAGAUAGGAGAGCCCCAAAGAUUCCUUACGGGGACUUUUCAUCUUCUCCGAGACUUGCUGGGAUAGACAACUACGAGGUCAUGCUAACGCGGCCGUUGUUUUUGAUGCUGGAUGCAUUCUCAGACGAAAAGACACAGCUUUUCAUGGCGGCCAAGACAUGGCUCAAUAGUCUUGUUGGCAUUGACAAGAUCUUCUACAUCAUCACGUCGCAAUUUUUGCAGUUGUCAUUUCUACGACGGGCCCCCGUGGACGAUGGCACACUCCCUGAUGCGAGGGGCUUCACAAAUAACGAUGACCUUGACCUCUGCCAGUACUAUUUGAGAACAAUUUCAAAUGUCUUCCGCUGGGCGCCUGACGCUAUCUGGAGUAUUUUGGCUACCAAAAUGGUUUCUCCUGAUGACUUUCCCGGAGUAGCUGAGAUUACUGGUACCCAGGAAGACAUGCCUCUCCAAUUCUUCCUCUUGCAAGUUUGUCUGAGAUGCAUCUCACAAUACCAGAUCAACGAUGACAGCGAGAUCAAAGUCCGGGUCACACAGCUUAUUCGGAGUGCGCUGGUAGUUCUCCAUCAGAUACUCCUCAGCCCCUAUGCUGCGCCCCUCGCAAGGUUCCAUCUCGAAGAUGUCUUGAUAGAAAGGCUUUCUCAGUCUUUGGAGUGCCCGGAUCCCUAUUCCCAGGUCCUUCUCCUAGACGUCGUCUUCGCUUCAUUGAAGCUUCGGGAGGUGCUCACUGCGGAACCCCCACCAUCACCUACCCUGGAGAAAAGGAAGCAAGGUGGUGAAGUUGGAAGCCACCGUGGCUCCGUCUCUGCGGACAAGACAUCUCGACUUCCUCCUCCGCCACCAGCAUUGCUCAGGUGCCUGCAAGCCGGUCUCUCGUCCCCAAGUAGUCGACCAGUAUUGGACAGCUGGAUCAGUUUCCUUACUGAAUGCUUGCCUUACUAUGCCGACACCAUAUUUCAGGUGCUGAUUCCCCUCGUGGGGACACUGUGCGACCAGAUUGGGGCCACCUUUUCUAGCUUGCAACAGAUGUUCAAAGGACGCGAGCACAGCUUGGAGGAGCAUCCGGACGCGCCAGAAACCACCUUGAUCUCCUUUUUGAAUGGACUGGAACACGUCCUGGCUAGAAGCCACGACAGAUUACUGCUGGAGGAGGCACGCACACAGGUCGUUAAGAGCCCCGACCAGCCACAGGGAUUCUUUGGGAAUAUGGUGUCUGGCGUAUUCUCAAAUGAAAACCUGCACUCCAGGAGUGCCACGGCAAAUGACAGGUUGACGGUGUUGUUGGCCUUUCAGGACGCUGUGAGAAUUUGCUUCAGGAUAUGGUCCUGGGGCCAAGGUGGCGACGCGACUGCGCAGGCCACCAGCUCGAUGGCUUCCUUCAAGUACACCUCUCUGCGCAUGAGAAACCGUGCUCGGAGGCUUCUUGAGCAUUUGUUUGCCGCGGAAACGCUGGAGUGCUUGGAGACAGUCAUUGACAUUUGGCGCAAGUCAUUGAAUGAUUCUGCGUCGCAACCACAUGUUGAAGUCUUCAACCUUCUUCCUGCCCUUGAUGGCUCGCGACCGAAGCACACUAUACCAGCGAUAUUCAACUCCAUAUAUAGCCGAACCAAUCCGACAGCACUCGACCCUGCGCGCAAGUCUAAUUUGACGCUGGACUUACAGGACACUGAUAUUGUCAUUUUCCUGGUGGACUACGCUAGAUCACUUGAGGAUGACGCUAUGGACGAAAUCUGGCAGGACUGCAUCACAUUCCUGAAGGAUCUUUUGACCAACCCAUUCCCUCAUCGUCAAACCCUCCCAAGUCUUCUCGAAUUCGCUGCAAUUUUGGGCGUCAAGGUCGACAAUACGAACUUCGGAGAGCAGCGUAAGAUGCGCCGGGAGUUAGGGGACCUAUUCCUAAGACUACUGACUGCGCUAUUCACGACACGACCUGUCAACUUCUCAGAUAGCUACAAUGGCACAUCUGAGAAGCCAAAGCGCCUCGAGCCUUCCAUUCAAGCCACACCGAGCAGGAGCCCCCAAGGACGUGCAGACGACGUUGUCUCGAUACUGUCAGCGAUCACCCCAGAUCUCCCCAAGAUACUGGUUGAGAAUGACCGUGUUCUAUCUGCUGCAACAUCCAUCUCCACCAGCGUCAUCGGGCCAGCAGUACGCGCGAAGGCGUUCCCGGACACAUUUUCUAAGAGCACCCUGGUCUUGUUGCAGGAGCUUACGCGACUGCCGAACAACCAAAAGACCUGGAAGAGAGACGUCACAGAUGCGUUCAAUGAUCCUCGCUUCUUCGGAUCGAACGUGACUCUGGUUCACAAUGACUGGUUGCCUCUGCUGAAGCAGUGGACAGUAACCGAUAAAGAUCGGUUGCCAGAAUUAUUGAGCCGGAUCACUGCACCGACGACGGCAGGCAUAGUGUUCGGCGUAGGCGCCACCUCGGCAAGACUUGAGGCUGACCGCAAGACGCAACUGAAUCUCCGCCGCAUAGCCACACUGAUCCUGGCAGCGGCGGAGGACACAUUUGUCACCGAGUUGCCCAAUAUCUUAGAGAAGCUUGUCGAAUUACUAGGGGCAACGGCUACUUCAUCCCCGUCUUCGACAACGCGGGCAGAGCUAUUUAUGGUCGUCCGCGCACUUGUACUCAAAACGAGCGCCAUCCACCUGGCCCCAAUCUGGCCAGUAAUCAAUGCAGAGCUGCACGCGGCUGUGUCAUCCGUGGCAGCCCCUGACCACAGCACUGCCUCUGAGAUGUACAACAACGGGUCGGUGCUGCAGGCAUGCAAGUUAUUGGACCUGCUCAUCUGCGCGGCACCCGAUGACUUCCAGCUGCACGAAUGGCUUUUCGUGACAGACACGAUCGACGCGGUGUACCGACCAGUCAACUAUCAAGCAAUCGCGUUGGUGGAUGAGCUCUCCGAAGAGUUGGGGUCGGCAAUUGUGACACCGCAUCCGCAAUCAGAAGAUACGGCGUUCCUGACUGCGCAAGGCCCUCGCAAGCGGCCUUUGCUUGGAAUCGGUGGUAUCAGGGAUGACGUCAAUUUGGAGAGGAGGGAAGAGCUUGUUGCGAAGGUGUUACGGCCCUUCUUUGGCCAACUCAGCAUCUUUGCUUUUGAGUCAACCUACGCGAUGAGCCCAGUGGACUGGGAGGGCUGCAUCCAAGGACUGCUGAAGGAUUUGUUCGAUGAGUCCACCAUUGUAAGGGCGCUCUGA
Diaporthe batatas is the source of this 5643-nucleotide messenger RNA. RefSeq lists its product as uncharacterized. Lineage: Eukaryota; Fungi; Ascomycota; Sordariomycetes; Diaporthales; Diaporthaceae. Gene Ontology annotation, biological process: Golgi to endosome transport. Bases 1 to 5643 code for a protein of 1880 amino acids. The record is from RefSeq and is a predicted model, not a curated record. Gene Ontology annotation, cellular component: endosome; trans-Golgi network. The transcript has 6 exons.